This is a messenger RNA of Aspergillus niger, 1437 nucleotides long. RefSeq lists its product as uncharacterized. The transcript is spliced from 4 exons. Bases 1 to 1437 code for a protein of 478 amino acids. Gene Ontology annotation, molecular function: zinc ion binding; allantoinase activity; cobalt ion binding. Gene Ontology annotation, biological process: allantoin catabolic process; purine nucleobase catabolic process. NCBI's taxonomy places the organism in Eukaryota, Fungi, Ascomycota, Eurotiomycetes, Eurotiales, Aspergillaceae. Gene Ontology annotation, cellular component: cytoplasm. The record is from RefSeq and is a predicted model, not a curated record.
AUGGAGGCUUCUCAGAUCCCAUCCAUUGCAGUGAUCGCCUCGUCGCGCGCCGUCAUCUCCGGCCGUUUGACAUCAGCCACUAUUGUCAUCUCUCGCACCACCGGCAAGAUCACGGCUGUCUUUGAUUCGGUGAUCCCGGCUUCUGAUUUCCCUGCUGGCACCCCCUAUACUGAUUAUUCCCCCCACGUUCUGCUCCCCGGUCUGGUUGACGCCCAUGUCCACCUGAACGAGCCGGGCCGCACCGAAUGGGAGGGCUUCUACACCGGCACCCAGGCGGCCGCUUUUGGCGGUGUCACCACGGUCAUCGACAUGCCCCUGAAUGCUAUCCCUCCCACCACCACGGUGGCCAACUUCAAGGAGAAACUCCGUGCUGCCCAAGGGAAGUGCUGGGUUGAUGUCGGUUUUUAUGGCGGCAUCAUCCCCGGCAAUGCCGGCGACUUGAAAGCCCUUGUCCAGGAGGGUGUUCGCGGCUUCAAGGGCUUCCUCAUUGACAGCGGAGUCGACGAAUUCCCCGCCGUGUCUUCCGAAGACAUCCGUAAGGCCAUGGCUGAACUAGCGGAUGAGCCUACGACGCUCAUGUUCCACGCCGAGAUGCUGCCGCCCUCCACUGCAGCCGAGGAGAAGGACCAAGCUCUCGAAGGUCCCGCAGAGGCGUAUUCGACUUUCCUCGCAUCCCGUCCGUCGGCCUUCGAAACUUGUGCCGUGGAGGAGAUCAUUACCCUGUCUCAGGUGGCCCCCAAGCUCCCCCUCCACAUUGUUCACCUGUCUGCCAUGGAAGCCAUCCCUCUGUUGCGCAAAGCUCGCGCGGAUGGCGUCCCUAUCACUGCGGAGACCUGCUUCCACUACCUGUCCUUAGCGGCCGAGGAGAUCCGGGAUGGAGACACCCGCCACAAGUGUUGUCCGCCCAUCCGUUCCCAGUCAAACCAGGACGCUCUUUGGGAUGAGUUGGAGCGCCAUGCGGAAGAUGGCGUGAUUCAGACUGUUGUCUCAGACCACUCCCCCUGCACCCCUGAUCUCAAGCUCCUACCAUCGCACGGUAGCUUCCUUUCCGCCUGGGGCGGUAUCUCCUCAGUGGGCCUCGGCCUUCCCAUCCUGUGGACGGAGCUUAGCCACGAAACCACGACCCAACAGGCCCUGCAGGACGUUGUACGACUCUGCUGCACCAACACGGCCGUCCAGGUUGGCCUGCAGCACCAAAAGGGCGACCUGGUUCCCGGCCACGACGCCGACAUUUGUGUCUUCGAUGACACCGCGGAAUGGAUCGUCGAACCCAGCACCAUGCUCUUCCGCAACAAGUGCUCACCGUACCAGGGCCGCAAGCUUCGUGGAAUGGUCCGCGAGACCUGGCUGCGUGGCGAGAAGAUCUUCAGUCGCGACGAUGGCUUCAGCACCAAGACGCCCUCCGGCGGCCUGCUUCUCGAGAAGCGUGCUUGUUAA